Messenger RNA from Pocillopora meandrina, 3560 nucleotides. Lineage: Eukaryota; Metazoa; Cnidaria; Anthozoa; Scleractinia; Pocilloporidae. The record is from the annotation of a GenBank genome assembly.
AUGGCGGCCGGAGUUUCACAACAACCGGUGAAAAAAACUUUAUCAAAAAAUCUCAUGGAAAUGAAGGUAAUGCACCCUUACAUACCUCAAGGUGUCUGUGAGAUGUUCAAAUUUAUUUCUACUCUCUGUUUCAUUAUAUUUAGUUCAUGAAAAGGAAAGCAGAAACAGACUAUCGUCGCCAGCUCGAAGAAGAACGACAGCGUGCCAUCGAAGAAUCACAUUGGGUGCUGAAUGGACAAGAACAAGAAGAUAGGUUAGGAUUGAAUAUCGAAUAGAGGAAAGAGAUUUUCCAUUUCUGAAUUUUUCGUAAGGAUGUCAAAGGCUGCUGUUUUGUGCUGAGUUGGCAAUGGGUAGUCUCCUCCGCAACCGUUGUUUGGUCUGGAUCUCAGUCGCAACGCGCUUUCUCCCUCACUAGAUGAUAGGUUGACACCCCCGUGGCUACUUCAAAUUAAACCACGAACUCCUGUGAAUGAUGAAAAUGUGCCAUCUCCUCAAAAAUUCAUUACGCUAAUCAAUGAUAAGGCGACGAGAAUAGUCAAAAUUAUCGGUUGGUGGAUAUAAAUUUCAUCAUUUGUUCAUUCUCCUAUCUAAUUUACAAAUAAAUGUAUAGCAGCUUUAUAGGAGAAUUACUGAAUCGAUCUUGGAACCCAAAGGUGCCUCUGAGCAAAAUGUCAUAGUUGACUCGAGCUGCACAUUUAGUUAUGAAUUGCUGGCUCUCUAGAGAACCUGCUUAGGAAUGAGCAAUUGUUUUAGGAAAAUUGUAAUGAUAAUUAUUUUGAUGGAAAGGGGUGGUAUUGAGACAUUUUGUUAAUAAAAAUAUUUCAAUAUCAAUUCUAGUCAUAUUGUAUUACUUUUUUAGAAAACUAAUAUCAUCAGUAACUGUUAUUGGCCAAUUAAGAGUUUCUAGCAGAAGAGAAGUUUUCAUCAACUUACUUUUGAUGAACCCAAGUGUUUUACACUAUUUAAAUUUACCAUGAACAUUUGAAAUUUUUUUUCAGAAGUUGCAUUGAAUUUGAACCAAGUUAUGUACAAUGUGAAGACCUUUACCCAAAUGGAAGGAUGUCUUUUAAAAACUUUAACCCAACAGUUGAAGUGAGUCUCUUCCAUAUCUAUAUUUUUUUGUCAACAUGAGGAAAUAGUACUCCAGAUACAAAAUUCAAACCUUAUGUCGAAGUAUUUAGCUCAUUAGUCCCUAUUUCCUUUGAAGAAGAUGCAAGCUGUAAAUUGUUGACAAUGGUGAAUACCUGGGAGAAAGAUGUCCUUACUCACAAGCUAAUUAAAGUUCAGUUGUUAUGCAAGAAACAGUCAUUCACAAAGAUCUCUUUGUCAACUCAAUAAUUUGGAGAAAACAAUUGAGGUCAUUUAGUGAUAUAAAUAUUCAAUGAAGUUGAGAGAGGUCACCAGACAGAUAACAUCAGCUGGAUUUUGUGGACAUUUACCUUAGUUUGCUUUUUAAAUUGAGGCUCUAACUAUCUUGAUUUUAAUAAAUUUUGAUAGGAUUGGACUUGGGCUUCUGAUUGAUUUGCAUGAGUUUCCCUCUUUGCAAAAUAAAAGAAGAAUAAGAAGACUGUAGAUCUCUUCAUGGAUAAACAAUAAAAAAUUGUCACAAACAAUGAAAUAUAGAUUGCAAAUUCUGCCAACAGAAAAUGUUUAAAGAAAUGAUAGCUGAAGAAGAUUUAGCACAAUCAGAGGCAAGAGAAAGGGAAGAAACUGUCUCUGAUGAGGAGAUGGCUCAAAGGUAAUUACUGCUCUUAUCACAAUUUUUUUUACAAGUAUUUUGGUUGCCCUAAAGUAAUUUCACUUUGUUUGAAAAGUGAAAGAUAAUAGAAGACUUUACAGUUAAUUGUAAUCUCGAUGAUCGUUUGAUAAUAAUUAUUUGUUUGUAAUAAUUUCAUUUGAGAGAUGCCUGUAAAGUAGCAGUAGUAGCUAAUAAGUUUACCUUCAACAUCAGAGGUGACAAUCACUCACUCCUAAAUGGGAUGCUACCUGAAUUAACCAUCUGUCUUUGUUGUUGUUGCUGUUUUUUUUUUAACAGAUAUGAAAACCUUGUGGGAACAGUAACCAAGAAAUUUACAACAAAAAGGAAAAGAUCAUCAAUUGGCACGACUUGUGAACCUGACAGUCCAUGUUCAAACCAACCAUCAAAGAAAAUGAAACAUGGAUUUAUGAAACCCAGAGACUAAAAAAAAAGUUGACGAUAAAAGUAUUGUUCACUAGUUAGCCUGAUUGUUGGACAGUUUCAGUUCCCUGUUCUUCAAUCUCAGUCAGUGUUGGUCUGUUCAAUUAUCAGUUUAGGUACUAGUGUAUUAUCUAUACAAGUUUUUACAAGUACAAUUAUUAGUUUGAAAGAAUUAUUAGUGGAACAAGAAAGUGCUAUGAGAUCUUGGGUUGGCAUUGUUUUGUUAAUUACUGAGAUUAAUGGAUAGCAGAUAACAUUCUUAUUUAUUAUAAAAUGAAAUAGUUUAAGCCUUGUUUAUAAAUAUUGUCUACAUAGUUUUCUUUUAAACUGACAAUUUUUGAUCUGACAUAUAGAUUAAUAGUGGUGAAAUAAGCAGUGACACCAUACAAGAACAUUUGUGUCUGUAUAAGGCAAGAAUUUUUAAUCAAUGUUUUAAUGGUUGAAUGUGGGGCAUUGAGCACUAUAGGGUUUCAUAUAUCUUAUAAAUAAAAUCUUGACAAAGUGGUAAGAGGCUUUCAAGUGAAAGUACACCAUUGAUAAACAGAUUUUAGUUGAACUCCUAAAUUUAGAGCAUGAACAAGAAAAGUCUCAAAAAGCGUUUUUUUUGUACCAUACAUCUACUUAAAAGUCAAUUGAUUUGAAGAAAGAAAGGAAACUAGUGUGUUGUAGUAUUCAAAUAUUGGAAGUUUUUCAAGCAAAGAAAUACAUUUUUUAUAGUAUCCAUUAAAGCUGGGUGAUGGUUCGUAUGAAGAAUGAUGAGCUCCAUUUUGCUUUCAGUGAGAUUUUAAUAGCCUUCCUCUAUACCUUCUCAUAAGUACCCUAAUCUAAGAAGAAGUGAAUGUCAAUGAUUUUAAAUUAAGCAGAGUGUUAUCAGUUGGACAAAGUGCUGUUCUCAAAUGAGGUUCUCACAAACCUUAAGGGAAGACAUUGAUCAUGGAGGAGACCAAGAUAAGCUAAAUGGCAAUUUGCAGCAACACUGGGUUUGAUUUGGUUUGUUUAAUCAUUGACUAUGAUUUGUCUCUGCAACAUGAUGCAUGGACCAGUUUCUGCAAUUUGCAACCAAAUGGUCAUUGCCCUAUAGCUCUCGUGUCUUUAAAUUAACACAAGUAGGUACAAGCAUUACUCAAUUUUCAUGUACUGUGAUUUUUAUUACUCCCUUCUGUACAGUCAAUGAAGAAGGAAUUUUGGCUAAAUUUGUACUUGAAAUCAUCUGACUGAGAAGAUAAUGGUCAUAUUCUCUGAACUGAGUAAAAUAAUAUCAAAAUAGUACUAAAAAUGAGGAUAUUAGAUUAUUAAAUAAAUUUUCACAUAAUAACAAAAAAUGUCAAAACACUCUCUGAUCAAAUUUAAUCUCCAACCAGUGUUCUCCAGAGAUUUUUUC